UACGAUAAAUCAUACAAUUUCAAAAACGCAACUAUUACUAUUUACUUGUUUUGUAUUAAAUAUGUACACAUGUAUUUAAUGAAUUUUAUUACGAAAUAUCACAAUACAUUUUUGUGCACUUCAAUAUAGUAUUUACAGAACGAUAUAUAACAUUUCGAAACACACAUUUGUAAUUAUUUGUUAAUCUAGAGUUCACUAAUUUUUUGAUUAUUAUGGAGAUUAAUAAAAUAGCAAUUUUAGAAAAAUGCGUUGCUGCUUUAGAAUACAAGGUUUACGGAAAUAAUUCUCAAUCAUCAUUUUCAUUGGGUAGUUUGAUUGAUGAAAUAAAUAAAGUAGACACUACAAUAAGUAAUGCUUGUAUUGGUCAUCCUAAUGCAACUGCAUUACUUGGGCAUGUAAAAAUCUUGGAUCAGUUGAUGGAUCCAUUCUAUGAAGACUUGCAGCUAGAAACGUCUAAAAGAGAAAUUAUACUCUCUGCUGAAACUGAUUUUGUGGAUUAUGCACAACAGUUGAACAUUUUAAAAGAAAAUUGGCCAGCUUUAAACAAUAAGUCUUAUGGAGAUUUAGACAAAUAUACUAAAGAUAUUGAAAAACUUGUUAAUGAUGAAAGAAAACAGAGAAAUGCUAUCAAACAACAAACAGAGCAAAUACAUAAGUUAUUAUUUAUGUAUGAACAGUUGAUGUUAAAAUUUUCUUUAGCAUUUGAGAAGUUAGAGAAAGCUAUCACUGAGUUGGAGUUUAAUUCAUCUACCAAACCAGAAGAAAGUAAUGAAGCAUAAUAAAAAAAAUUGAACUCUAAAAAAAUAUUUGUAUAAUAAUAUAUAUAUAUAUAUGAUAACAUUAAGUAACAUAAUUAAAAUAAUUGUUGUUUUAUUCGUGCAAUUAUCAUUUAUUUUCAAUAUCAGUUCAUCCUGGCUA
Messenger RNA from Adelges cooleyi (spruce gall adelgid), 918 nucleotides. RefSeq lists its product as uncharacterized. Bases 213 to 779 code for a protein of 188 amino acids. Gene Ontology annotation, biological process: cytoskeleton-dependent cytokinesis. Lineage: Eukaryota; Metazoa; Arthropoda; Insecta; Hemiptera; Adelgidae. The record is from RefSeq and is a predicted model, not a curated record. Gene Ontology annotation, cellular component: dynactin complex. The transcript is spliced from 3 exons.